AACAGUGGUAUUAACGCAUAGUACAUGAAUGAAGAGGCAUAGAUCAAUUAUAAAAUAGGAGAGUGAUAAGAAUUUGAACGGGAGAGUAGUUGUGUCUGUGCAAACAGACACAAAAAGUUAUCAAUUCUUCCCGACAAGAAAAAGUAGCUUUUAAUUCUUUUAAUACUUUCUUCAGUGUCUAUUUGCACAGACACAAAGGGUCAAAAUGGUUUUGCUGAAACUAUCAAUCUUGUUGUGUAUGAUAUUGUUUAGCCCUUCCCUUUCAGGGGCUACUUCUCCCACCAACAUAUUCAUCCUGGCCGGUCAGAGCAACAUGGCUGGUCGAGGUGGGGUAGAGAAAAUUCAAAACGGGAAACUUGUGUGGGAUGGAAAGGUCCCAUUGGAGUGUCAAUCCGACCCAUCCAUCCUACGGUUGAACCCUGAGCGCCAAUGGGAGAUAGCACAUGAACCUCUCCAUUUGGGGAUUGACAUUAGUCACACUCCAGGGAUUGGUCCGGGGAUACCGUUUGCUCACCAGUUUAAAGAAAAAGCUGGACAAAAGGCAGGCACCGUGGGUUUAGUUCCUUGUGCUAGAGGUGGCACUUUAAUUGAACAAUGGAUAAAAAACCCUAGCAAUCCUAGUGCAACUUUUUACCAAAAUUUCAUUGAACGAAUUAAAACAUCAGAAAAAGAAGGUGGAGUUGUGCGUGCUUUGUUUUGGUAUCAAGGAGAAAGCGAUGCGGCUAUGAAUGACACCGCUCAAAGAUACAAAGACAACUUAAAGAAGUUCAUCACCGACAUCCGCAAUGAUAUAAAACCUAGAUUUUUACCGGUCAUUAUUGUUAAGAUAUCCAUGUAUGACUUUUUUAUGAAGCACGAUACUCAUAACUUGCCGGCAGUGAGAGCAGCUGAAGAUGCAGUCCAAAAAGAGCUUCCAGACAUCAUUACUAUCGACUCUCGGGAGUUGCCUAUAAACUUGACCACAUUUGAAGGCUUUUCGUGGGAUCAUGGUCAUUUUAACACGGAAACAGAAAUUGUUUUGGGUAAAUGGUUGGCAGACACAUAUCUCGCCCACUAUGGUCAUUUACUUUGAUCUUAUUAUGUGUCAUUCUCAUCUCUAUUGAUUGAUCUAUUAUUCUAUCUCAAUAAAAACAUAUAAAUUUGAACCUUAACAUAC
Messenger RNA from Cucurbita pepo subsp. pepo (vegetable marrow), 1156 nucleotides. The record is from RefSeq and is a predicted model, not a curated record. Lineage: Eukaryota; Viridiplantae; Streptophyta; Magnoliopsida; Cucurbitales; Cucurbitaceae.